Enterobius vermicularis (human pinworm) is the source of this 2616-nucleotide messenger RNA. Lineage: Eukaryota; Metazoa; Nematoda; Chromadorea; Rhabditida; Oxyuridae. The record is from the annotation of a GenBank genome assembly.
AUGGCAGAAUCAGAAGAUGUUAAAACAGAAGGUACCAAAAGCGUUAUUAGAAACAACGAGGCGGCAUUGAAGGAGAUUGUUAAAAAAGCUGAACAGAAUAUUAUCCAGUGCAUUAAACACUCCAACCAGUUACCGAAAGUAGGCGGCUCAUUUGAACUUUAUGCGUCGUACCCGGCAUUUAUUCAGUUCAUGGAAGAACAAGAAACUCGUAUCUUGAAACUUUCUGGUCUUCGAGUCAGAAUCCCCAAGACUCUUGGCGAUGUCGAAGAGUUAUUCGAUACUUUGGUUGAAGCGAAUGAUAGGAUAUUUGAAAGAAUGGGAGUAUUACUAGAUAAUGCUGCUAAAGAAGGUACAGAAGAAGCCAAUGUGGUGCCUAGGGUUGAACCAGGUGCUGAAAGCACUAUUAUACAGGCCCCAAGUCGUUACAGCGCUCUUGCCGCACGUGCUAAUGCAGCAUCAACGUCAUCGAAUUCACAUUUACCUGCAGAUCUGCCUGUAAUAAUUGGAAAACCACAAGAUGUUUAUUCUAUUCCUGUUGAUAAUAGUCACGGGAAAUUUAUCUCAAAGUUGAAAAUAAAACACCAUUCAUUUAAAAGGUCAGCAGGGAACUUGUGCAUUACUGACAGUAAUGAUGAUAAAAACACUGCGGAGUGGGCCAGUGAUGAAGCAGAACAUGCCCAUCCGUAUCAAAUUGAACUCGAUCAUUUCUCGGUUCCAGACGGGCAACUUGAAGCUGGAGAUGUAGUGCCAUUAAAGUCUGUUGAAGAAACAAAGCUAGUUAUAAUAGAUACAGUUGAAAAACUGGUUGAACUACGUGAUACUUUGAAUGGAGAAACAGAGUUUGCUGUCGAUUUAGAGCACCAUGACUACCGGUCUUUCUUGGGCUUAACGUGUUUGAUGCAGAUAUCAACGAGAACAACUGAUUAUAUAAUUGAUCCUUUUCCAGUGUGGGGAAAGAUGGGUAUCCUAAAUGAACCAUUUACGGAUCCAAAAAUCUUGAAAGUUUUUCAUGGCGCUGAGCGCGACGUUCUCUGGUUGCAGCGAGACUUUGGAAUUUAUGUUGUGAACAUGUUUGAUACUUAUUUUGCUUCCGAAAUAUUAAACUUUGCUAGACAUAAUUUAGGCUAUAUAGUUAGUGUUUUUUGUGACAUUGCCCUUGACAAGUCUAUGCAGAAGUCAGACUGGAGAAUCCGGCCACUUAGCGAAGCACAAAUCGAGUACGCAAGACGAGACACUCAUUUUCUUUUGCAUUGUUAUGAUAAGCUUAGGCAGAAUUUACUGGAAAGCGGAAAUGAGAUGAAGAAUUUGUUGCAUUAUGUGUACGAUAAGUCAAAGCUAUUAUGUUUAAAGGUUUACGAGAAGCCAGUUUUUGAAAGCAAAGGUUUUGAGAUGAUGAUUGAGAAACGGCUGAAUUCUCAGCAGCGUUACGCACUGAGUGCUUUAUACAGAUGGCGAGACGAAAGAUCCAGAGCUGAAGACGAAAGUAUAGACUAUGUCCUUCCCAACCACAUGCUUCUGAAAAUUGCUGAGGUACUGCCGCGAGAACUCCAAGGUAUUCUAGCUUGUUGUUAUCCUGUUCCACCAUUUGUUAAGCAAGAACUUCACAUACUGCAUCAUAUUAUUCACGAAGCACGUGACCAACCUCUUAUCAAAUCGUCACUUGCUACGGCUACUGUUGCAAAAUUAACUUUUGACAGUGUACUAGCAAAAAUUAGCAAGAUGACAAAGUCAAAGGCAUUAUUAAAGUGUCAUUUGGACUUUUCUUCAACAAAAUUUGAUGAGAGCAUCAGAACUUUUACUGCAAGAGUGCAUGAAAACGAUGGCGACUCUCCAGAGAAGGAAUGCUCUUACUCUCUUGUAGGGGAUAUUUAUGCAGGAGAUAAGUUUGAAAUUGGAAAUUUGGUCACACAGAAGGUUUUGGAAGCUCCAGGUGAAAAAGUCAAGAAAGUGUUGGGAGAACUGGAUGAUUGGGCUACGCCAUACGAGUGUUACAAGAUAGCUUUAGAACAAGAAGAAGUCAAGGAAAAGCAACAACAGGAACUGCAGAAAAGAAUUGAGGAAGAAGAGAAAAAUCAGCCGAAAAAAGUUUGGACACACCAUGAUCCAGCAAGAAUACAGGAACCAGUUUCUGUGAAGGGUAUGACAGAAGAUGAAAUGCAAAUAGUAUCAAAGCGGAAAAAGAAGAAGACAGUAUCAGAAGAGAAAUCAGAUUCUUUUUCUGUACCAUAUCCUGAAAUGAUUAUGACUAAGAAGGCCUUGAAACGAAAACUGCGACAUGAAAAGAAGAGCGCUGAUAUUCGAUUUAAUGACACAAGUGCAGGCCCUCCUCCAAAGAAACCUGAAAAAAAGAACAAAACAGAUGCUGAGGAACAAGUGUCAGUUGAAAAGCCGAUUAAAUAUGAAAAUUUUGAUAUGAAAACGUUUUACGAGCCUGUUGUGUUUGCGAGGGAUUUGAGGGAUUCGAAUGUUUUAGGAAACCCAGAAAUGAGUGGUGCUUACGAUCCUUUUCGGAGUGGCUGUAAUGAACUUAGCUUGGGGCGAUCAAAUACUAAUCGGGGUCGUUUUUCCAGAGGACGGUCAAGAGGUGGUCAUUUCAUGAGAGGAACUCGAUUCUGA